GCUCACCUCACUUCAUCAGAAGAAACCAACAAUGGCCAUCACCAGGAUCCAGCCGCUCUCCGCCCACCUCCACCCGCGCGCCGUGGCCGCUACUCCGGCGGCCGGGAAGCAGCAGCAGCAGGCGGUCUACACGGUGUGGAUGAAGUCGCUGGUGCUGGGCGGCCACGGGUGCACCGUCUACGGCGACGACGGCCGCGUCGCCUACCGCGUCGACAACUACGCCUGCAGCCGCAGCCGCGAGGCGUACGUCAUGGACGGCGACGGCAGGACGCUGCUCAAGCUGCUCAAGAAGCACUUCGCGGCGUUCGCGACAUGGAAGGGCUACUCCUACCGCACCGCCGACUCCGACCCUGCAGGCGCAGCAGCUGGCGUGGAGCAGGAGGAGAGCCCCAGGCCGUGGUUCAGUGUCCGGAAGGCCCGUCGGGUCCUGAAGCAGAAGGGAAGGCAGCGCGGCGGCGGAGCCGUGGCGACGGUCUGCGUCGGCGGGGAGGUCUACAGGAUCGACGGCGUGCCGCGCAAGUCGGAGUACAGGAUCCGCGGCCCCGGCGGCGAGGUCGUGGCGGAGACGAGGAGGAAGCAGACGGGGUCCGGCGUGGCGCUGGGCGAAGACGUCCUGAGCCUGACGGUGGGCCCUGCGGCACACGCGGAGCGCCUGCUUCUCGUCGGGCUCGUGGUCGUCUGCGGCCUCAUCGGCCACUCCAUCUGACGGGUGUCUGGACGUUUUUUUACACUGCUUGCAGGCUCGCAUCUGCUGAUCUGCAGUGUUUACUCACCGAUGAACAGGACCAGAUCUUACAUUCUACUUUAUGAUACUACCAGAAGAUUUAGAAACGGUUUCUUUUUCAGCAGCAGCAGGGGAAGGCUAAAGUUUUUUUUAGGUUUAGUUUGAUAACUUCAUAUUUUAAGGGGUUUUAAUUUAUAAGAAAAAAUAGUUUAUUUUCCCCUUAAAAAAUAGAGUUGUCAAACUAAUCCUGAGUUCACUUUCUUUGUUUUAGUUUUACUUUAUCCUUCCGCUGUGGUCGUUGAUUGACUGCUUAUGUAAGUCAUGUGAGAGUGAUGCUACUUCAAUUUU
Zea mays is the source of this 1072-nucleotide messenger RNA. RefSeq names its product protein LURP-one-related 11. The transcript is spliced from 2 exons. The coding region runs from base 32 to 706 and encodes 224 amino acids. Lineage: Eukaryota; Viridiplantae; Streptophyta; Magnoliopsida; Poales; Poaceae. The record is from RefSeq and is a predicted model, not a curated record.